CUCUGCACCGAUUGUACGUGUUAGUGACGCCGUGCUGUGACAUAUUUGACAGUUGUUAUCGUGUUCUUGUGAUGUUUUCGUAUCGGAACUAUGGUGUAUCCCCAUGAAGAUGUGGAGUGAUUUCCAGGGCUCGGGUGGCGGGUGCGGCGCCAAGCGGCGCGCCAGCUCCCCGUGCGAGGGCGGCGGCAAAGUCGCACGCUGGGAAGAUUCUAUCGCGCGACUGGAAGCCGUGGCCGCCGGCGCGGGCGGCGGAGACUGCUGGCGGGAGGAGGAGGAGCGGCGCGCCUGCCGCCGGCGCUGGUGCGGCGGCUGGUGCGGUGCGCACGACACCAUCCGCGCCGAGAACGGCAAGUCCUACCUGGAGCUCGGCGGGGCCGCCGCGCGCGCCUGCUGCGACGGCCGCGCCGCCGGCCGCUGCGCCUCGCGGCGAUGCUACCGCGAGAGGCGGCUAAAGAUGAUGAACCUCUGCGCGCUCAAGCUGGCGCGCUUCCGCCAGACGGCGGACCCCUCCCUGCGCCGCUCGGUGCUCGUCUGCAACACGCUGCGUGGCAUCGAGCGCGAGAUGGAGCGCGAGAGCGCCGAAGAGGCGCCCUUCGAACCCGCCUGCGUGGCGAACGGCGUGACGCGCUGCGAGCUGCUCGGCGCGCGCGACGGGGCCGCGGGGCGCGCGACACCCUUCCCCGCGCCGCCGCAGCCCGACCGGGACUCCGGUUACGGCGACGAGGAGCAGCGCACCAUCGACUGGGGCUCCGUGCUGAGCCUCUCGUCGCGGUCGGCGCUGGACCCCCCCGAGGAGACGUGGCCCGACGACUGGGGCUGGAGCGAGGACAGCUUCGUGCGGCUGCUGGUGCCGACGAGUUAGUGCACGGCGCGCGGGCAGGACGCGCCCGCGCCCCCCUGAGCGCCUGUGAUACGCCGCCGGCCGCGCGCGCCAGCUGAGCCCGGCCCGCGCGGCGCGGCCCCGCCGCCCGCGCGGCUCUUCUAGUCGGCGCCGCCCGCCCCGUGACGCGACGCGAACGCGCAGUCAGUAGUUAGUAUUAUGUAAUUCACUAUGGGAAGGUGCUAGCUUCGAGACGCGGGACUUUAACGCGAGCCGAGUUAUUUUUGAUAAGUUUAUUUCUUUAAGUGAAUUCCGAACUGCAACAAGUGACUUAGCCGAAGACGUUUUAUCGUUAAGAUCCGUGUUUGAAAUUUUUGUUGAAAUUAUUGUGUAUAAUUAGAUAAAUGCUAUAUUUAUUAUGUUAAAAGAGGAUACGAGGAUUAUUUGAAAUUAUUUCUGUCUUGAUAUUUUCUGUAAAAUAUGUCGACCGGCGUGACUAUGUGUUAUGUUCUCCGGCCUCCCGUCGGCCGCAGCGCGGUCGCCCGCUGACGAUGAGCGAGAUUACCAAACAUUAUUGUGUUAUUGCUUCUGUUCCUUGUUGCUAUGAGAGUGCGCAUCUCGCGAGCGGCGACGGGAGGCGGUCGCCAGUUCUGUGUGUAUGGACAUGUGCCGAAUGUUGGUGCGAGAGCGGCGCUGACUGCUAUGUAUUUGUAAACAAUUGAGAACAAACUGUAAUUUAUUAAUUGAUAAGUACUUAAGAAAUCGAUGGACUUUCAUUAUUUCCGCAUCCGACGUUUCUUUAUGGCGCUGUGACUGGUUGUCAAUUAAACAGCCUUACUGUUUCUGAGUGUAAUGAAAGUAUCACGAUUGGCACGCACUUGACGAUUGGAAUUUGUAAUAUAAAUUUAAAUACUUAUGAUAAUAAACACUGUCACGGUUGUACUUAAACCAACAGGAAUUGCUAACGUUCACGUUCUGUCCAAAGAUGCGACGGCCUUCUGUUGCUGGAAGUUAUUUUUACUAAUACCGUUACUAUUAAGUACAUUAAAUUAUUUAAAUACUACUUAAAUUGUGAAUAUUAGUGAUAUUUUUUCAUAAUUAAUUAUUACUCACACACAGUUCCUAACGUUCUAUCGACUAUUAGUAAAUGGCGUUUCGUUUGCAGUCCGUAAUAUAGUUUUAUAAAGUUCCACCGCCAGGAGGCCGUCUCUAUCUGAUUCGUAAUAGCGAGCGAUACAAACAAAAUAGGCUACGGUAAUGGGUAAACAGAUUUGAGACAUCGAAUGAUAAGUUAUAUAGUAAUCGGCGGCAACCCGUCGUUCCUAACAAGAGAGAUCUAGUCACAAGGUGCUGCCUCACCGCGGCAAUGAUACGUUCUCUCAUUAGCAGCUUCGGGUUGUGAGCAUCCCGCGUGAAAUGGGACUUAAUGAAUGUGUUAUCAGGAUUUGCGGUCGGAAUCAAUCGCUGCGGCGACAUUGCAAUCAAAUUUAGUUCGGGUUACAUCGAAAUUGAAUUAUUUUUGUAUAAUAGGUUAUCUUUCGUUACCGACCGCGCUCCCGAUAGCACAUCGCCCGGCGCGACAUGGAAUUGCGACUGCAUGGACCAAACAUACAUCACGACAUUUAAUAGAACAAAGUACAAAUUUCAAUAAAGUAAGAUGCAUUAGUGCUCCGGCGCAUGUUUGUCCACCGUUGUCAAUUAAUCUAAUAUUUGAAUUGUGAUUCGGUAGCUAAUGAGAGAAAACUAUGUUCUUAAAUUUAGUGUACAUAUAAAAUUUACGGAGAUGGGCAUUAUAGCGCGGUGAUACGCGAUUGUAAAUAAAUUAUGUAAAUUAAUAAUUUUAUCGAUAUCGUUUGUCAAGUUCAGAUGAUGUUGUUGGCGGCGGGACGAGCUCGCCCCACGUCUCAGUACAGACCACAGAUACACAAGUUACAUGCUGCAUUUUAUUGUAAGAUGUCACAAAUAUUGCCAGUACAGACUCAGAUAUUCUCUAGCUAGGUUAAAUUCAUGGGUUCUAAACUCGGUGAUGCAUUAAAAUUAUUGUUUCUUGUAUCGUUUAAUUGAACUGAUUAUUUUUCAUACGUACCUACCUAGAUAUUUUUGUUAAAUAUGUCCGUAUGAUUGGUUGUGAUGGUUUACUUAAGUAAGUUAGUGAAUUAUGGAUAUAUUUCUAUGACGUACAUAAACCCAUUUUGUACUGACACAGUUUAUAUUGACAUUUCUGUUGCACAAUGAACAAAUGCUGACUGGAUUCUAAUACUGUACUUAAAUACACGAUGUUUAUGAAAUGUUUGAUGUUUGAGACUUUGAAAUUAUUUAGUAAAAAUAAUGAAUUUAAAUUUAAAUUAAAUAUUGUGCGACAGAAAUAUCAUAAAUGCUCAUUCUGAAUGCUUGCAAUCAUGUACAAAUUUUCAAUAUUUUCAUCGACUGUCCUGUCAUUAUAAUAGUGUACAGAAUUAUGUAAAAUAUGCAUCGAAAUUCCAAACCCGUAGAUAUAACCAUAUUGCACAGGUUUAUUCUUUGGAAAUUAUAAAAACCGCUUUUGGACGAUGAAACAAAGGACACAAUGUGAAGAUUUACUGUUACGCCCAACUGUCUGAGUGUUGAUAGAUCAAAGGCGCUUUUUAUAAUAGUUUAAAUAUAAAUAGCAGGUUGUUAUCAUUAUUUGAGAUAUCAUGGAAUCAGUUGGCGAGCCCUGCGCCGCGCAUUGUGUUGUGAAAUACAGCAAUAAUUAUUGUGCGAGUUGACUGUUGUCACAUCCGUCUUCUAGUCGAGGACAUUUCAAAGAAACGUCCGCGGCGUCAUCAUACGUAACUUUGUAAAAAUCCUUAUAUAAGUGUAAUUUUUCUUAGUGUUUUCAUUGCCAUUGGUUACCAAAAAAAUGACAGGAUUUAUAUUAAAACGUUUGUGUAUAUUACUAGAAGAAUACUCGUUAGGAAAUCGUGAAAUCAAUUUUGAAUGUACUCAGUCUCCACAUCGAAUUGUUAGUACGUUCCUCAUGUUACGAGUCACUCAAAAUUGUUCCCGGUGUUCUAAUGUAAGAAAUAUUGUAAUAUAUUAAUAUUGUUUAAGCUGUUGUGUCGAAAUAAAACAAGAACAGGAAUAAUUUUGUGAAACAAUGGCACAAAGAAUGAACAUAAAUAUUAUAUAUAUUAUAGAAACAGAAAUGUGGCUAUAAGAGCAAUUUUUAUAAUAAAUAUUUACUGUUGAAGAA
This is a messenger RNA of Colias croceus (clouded yellow), 4034 nucleotides long. RefSeq lists its product as uncharacterized. The transcript has 2 exons. The coding region runs from base 104 to 862 and encodes 252 amino acids. Gene Ontology annotation, molecular function: transcription regulator activity. NCBI's taxonomy places the organism in Eukaryota, Metazoa, Arthropoda, Insecta, Lepidoptera, Pieridae. Gene Ontology annotation, cellular component: nucleus. The record is from RefSeq and is a predicted model, not a curated record.